AUGAUGUGGGCUGUGAUCAUGCUGUCUGAUCACCCUGUGUGCUUGUGUCCUGGUGUAGGUGGCUCAGAGACAGAGCGCCACCUGCUGGCGAAGCUUUUUCAGAACUAUAAUCUGAAGGUGCGUCCGGCGAGGAGUGUGGGGGAGCGGGUGCAGGUUCGAGUGGGGAUGACCUUGUCCCAGCUCAUAAGCCUGAAUGAAAAGAAUGAAGAAAUGACUACAAAUGUCUUUAUGAAUUUGGCCUGGACAGAUUACCGGUUGAGUUGGAACCCAGCGGAACACGACAACAUCCAGGUCCUGAGAAUUCCUUCAGGGAGGGUGUGGCGUCCUGAUAUCUACCUCAUUAACAAUAACGAUGGGCAGUUCGACGUUGCUCUGUAUGUAAAUGUGCUGGUCUACAGUGAUGGCACAGUUAACUGGCUACCACCUGCAAUAUACAGGAGUGCCUGCUCUAUCGAGGUGACGUUCUUCCCUUUCGACUGGCAGAACUGCACCAUGGUGUUCCGCUCGUACACCUACGACGCCUCAGAGAUCGAUCUGCAGCACACGCUCGACGAAAACCAACAGGAAAUCAAGGAAAUCAUUAUUGACGAGAACGCGUUCACUGAGAACGGGGAGUGGCAGAUCCGCUACACGCCGUCGCGGAAGAACGUGGGAGACGACUUGUACGAAGACAUCACCUUCUACCUGAUCAUCGAGCGCAAGCCUCUCUUCUACAUCAUCAACAUCAUCGUGCCCUGCAUCCUCAUCAGUGUCCUCUCCAUCUUUGUGUUCUACCUGCCUCCCGAUGCAGGUGAGAAGAUGACACUGUCUAUCUCUGUGCUGCUGGCCCUCACUGUGUUCCUGCUGCUGUUAGCCAACAAGGUGCCCGAGACGUCACUGGGGAUCCCCAUCAUAGUCAACUACCUGAUGUUCACCAUGAUCCUGGUCACCUUCUCUGUGAUCCUGAGUGUGGUGGUGCUGAACCUGCACCACCGCUCCUCCAGCACGCACGACAUGCCCCUCUGGGUGCGCAAGAUUUUCAUCCACAUUCUACCUCGGUUUUUGGGGAUGCAGCGACCGAAGCCUGAGGACCCCCUAGAAGAGACGCUGCCACCCAGGAAAGAGAACAUGGUCCGGUUAAACAGUCGGGGAGGUGACGAGUAUUUCAUCCGAAAACCGGACUCUGACUUCAUCCUGCCCCGUGCCAGCAGGUGUUCUGUGGAGACUCACUUCGACGGGCACAGUCGUUGUCUUAUCCUGCCCCCUGACCUCAAAUCAGCCAUCAAGGCCGUGACGUACAUGGCAGAGCAGCUCAAAAACCAGGAGAGCCAAAACACGUUGACAGAGGACUGGCAGUACAUAGCGAUGGUAGUGGACAGGCUAUUCCUCUGGCUCUUUGUUCUCAUCACCUCUCUGGGGACCCUCGCCCUAUUCCUGCAUGCCAGUUUCAACUACAUCCCUGAGAGCCCCUUUGCCUGAGACAGAAAACCACCCUGCACCCCUCUGUACCCCUCAAUCACUCCCCUGUACCUCUCAAUAAAACACUGUUGGAUCCCAGGCCUCCAGAGGUGAAAGCCCUGCAGUGUAUUUUUUUUUGCUUGAUCCUUGUAUGUA
Acipenser ruthenus (sterlet) is the source of this 1593-nucleotide messenger RNA. Its product is annotated as acetylcholine receptor subunit beta-like. The coding region runs from base 1 to 1458 and encodes 485 amino acids. Gene Ontology annotation, molecular function: transmembrane signaling receptor activity; acetylcholine-gated monoatomic cation-selective channel activity. NCBI's taxonomy places the organism in Eukaryota, Metazoa, Chordata, Actinopteri, Acipenseriformes, Acipenseridae. Gene Ontology annotation, biological process: regulation of membrane potential; signal transduction; chemical synaptic transmission. The transcript has 11 exons. The record is from RefSeq and is a predicted model, not a curated record. Gene Ontology annotation, cellular component: synapse; postsynaptic membrane; neuron projection.